AUGCCGAAAUUCCUGCGCGGACUGACGGAACAAAAGCUUCUUCUCCUUGGUGCUGCAGAGUCAGGCAAGUCAACAAUCAUCAAGCAGAUGAAGGUUCUGUAUAUGCAAGGAUACACACCGGAGGAAUUGAGUCGGUACAGAACGACGAUCUACAAAAAUGUCCUGGAAUGCGCCGAUGCGCUAUUUACGGCAAUGAAUGAGCUGGGAAUCCAUCCGCAUAGUGAAGAGGCCCGAUCGUACCGUUUACCAAUGUCGGAGACGGGCCUGCUGCCGGAUCAAACUCUCAGGCACGAUGCCUGUGCACUGAUAUCCGCCCUGUGGCAUGACCCCGCUAUUCCUCUACUUAUGGAGCAACGAACGAAGUUUUAUUUGAUGGAUUCAGCACCUUAUUUUCUCGAUAACAUAGAACGAAUAGCCGCACAAGAUUAUCAACCCACGGAGGCGGAUGUACUGUGUGCGCGCACGAAGACCACGGGGAUAUACGAAACCCGUGUCUCCAUCGGUUAUACCAACCUCCAUGUAUUCGAUGUUGGAGGCGUGCGAAGCGAACGCAAAAAGUGGGUCCAUUGUUUCGAGAACGUCGCAGCUAUAGCCUUCUGUGUUGGGCUGAGCGAGUACGAUCAGGUUCUGCUGGAGGACCCUAGCCAGAAUCGCAUGGAAGAAAGCCUACUGUUGUUCGACUCAGUCGUGAAUUCGCGAUGGUUUCUGAAAACGAGCAUGAUCCUUUUCUUGAACAAGGUCGACCUCUUCAAAGAAAAGCUAUCGCAAUCGCCGCUUGAGAAAACCUUCCCGGACUACAAGGGCGGCGCCGACAUCAACAAGGCGGCAAAGUUUAUAUUGUGGAAAUUCAAUCAGGUCAAUCGCGCCAACCUAAACCUCUACCCGCAUCUGAUCCAGGCGACGGAUACUAGUAAUAUCAAAAUUGUGCUCAAGUCGGUCGAGGAGACGAUUUCGCGGACAAUCUUGAAAGAUAGCGGGUUGAUAUAA
Messenger RNA from Aspergillus fijiensis CBS 313.89, 987 nucleotides. Its product is annotated as guanine nucleotide-binding protein subunit alpha. The transcript is spliced from 5 exons. The record is from RefSeq and is a predicted model, not a curated record. Gene Ontology annotation, molecular function: guanyl nucleotide binding; G-protein beta/gamma-subunit complex binding; GTPase activity. Bases 1 to 987 code for a protein of 328 amino acids. Gene Ontology annotation, biological process: adenylate cyclase-activating G protein-coupled receptor signaling pathway. Gene Ontology annotation, cellular component: heterotrimeric G-protein complex. NCBI's taxonomy places the organism in Eukaryota, Fungi, Ascomycota, Eurotiomycetes, Eurotiales, Aspergillaceae.